AAAAGAGUACGAGCUCGACUGCUCGAAUCAAUUCAAAAAUUUUAUUUCGAGUAGAAAUGUGCGUUUAUGUUUCGGCGACUUCGAUACUGGACGACAGAAAAAAAUCGAUGAACUUUCUUGAUCGAUUCUCCUGUCAUAAAAAGGUAAACAAAACAAAACAGCGGUGCUUGCGGAAAAACGGAUUUCGGAUCUUUUCCGGAUCAAAGAAGUCGUUUCUUUUGUGAUUUUGGCCACUUUUCGUCAUCAGGCGGCGACGAAGACGAGGACGACGGCGGCAAUGCCGGUCGAUAUCAACCGACUGACGGAUGGGUGGCUGGAGCUGGAGAGUGAUCCGGGGCUGUUCACACUGCUGCUUGAGGACUUCGGUGUGAAGGGUGUGCAGGUGGAGGAGAUCUACGAUCUACAGAAGGCCCUGGAGGGCCAGGUGUACGGGUUUAUCUUUCUGUUUCGCUGGAUCGAGGAACGGCGUGCCCGGCGCAAGAUUGUCGAAACGACCGAUAUCUACGUGAAGGACGAGGAUGCGGUGAACAACAUUUUCUUCGCUCAGCAGGUGGUCCCGAACAGCUGUGCGACGCACGCCCUGCUGUCGGUGCUGCUGAACUGUUCCGACAUCGAUCUCGGAACGACGCUCAGCCGGUUAAAGAUGCACACGAAGGGUAUGGGACCGGAGAAUAAGGGAUUGGCGAUCGGCAACACACCGGAGUUGGCCUGUGCACACAAUUCACACGCGAUGCCGCAGGCCCGCCGUCGGAUGGAUCGUAAUUCGGGCGUUAGCACGGGUCGCUUCACCGGAGAGGCAUUUCACUUCGUUUCGUUCGUCCCAAUCGAUGGCCAUCUGUUCGAACUGGAUGGAUUGAAGCCAUUCCCGAUGGAUCACGGACCGUGGGAUGAGAAGGAAGCAUGGACGGACAAAUUCCGACGUGUUAUGUCCGAUCGGCUGGGCAUCACAACCGGUGAGCAGGAUAUCCGGUUCAAUCUGAUGGCCGUGGUACCGGAUCGGCGCAUUGCCAUCACGCACAAGCUAAAAAUGCUCCGCACGAAUCAAACCAUCGUUUCGGCCGCGCUGGAGAAACUACUGAAAUCGGAAAAGAAGGAACAGACAUCGGCGUCGACGGUUAAGAAAGAAGGGGAAAGUACCGCUAUAAAGCAGGAACCGGAAUCUCCCGUGAAGCUUUCGUCCGAGUACUCGGAACUGUUGGCAUUCAAGGAAGAGCAGCCGUCGAAGGACCAAAGUGACACCACGAAACCUCUAGCCACUCAACAACCACCGUCCCCAUCGGCAGCAUCAUCGGUGACGAUGACGAAAGAGCUGGAAACGCUGGUUUCUAUGAACAGCUCGUCAGAUUCGGUGGAGAUCGUCGGUGAAAGCAGCGCGAUCAAGCAAGAACCGGAUCAUCAAGAACCACCACCGUCCCCUCCGGGAUCAUCGUUCAUCGGUGCGGGUACCUUCUCUCCCAAGGAUCUGCUGUCGCUGCUGAAGAACCUCGAAUCGGAGAUCACGAUCACCGAGCAGCAUCUAUGCGAUGAGAAUGAGAAGCGUGAUCGCUUCAAGCUGGACGAUUGCCGGCGGACACACAACUAUGACGAGUUCAUCUGUACCUUCCUCUCGAUGCUGGCCCACGAAGGGGUACUGGCGGAACUCGUCUCGCAGGAUCUCAUCACAAGCCGCAAACCGAGUUUCGGCGGAAUGCACAGCGCUGCCAGUGCCAGCAGGGCCAUCUCACGGAGCUACAAAAAGACGGCAUCAGCGGCGACGGCGGCGGCCACGAACGGGACCUCACCGAAGACACCGGGAGCGAAGCGGCGUCGCGGCCGAGCCAAGUGUCGAAAGCGCAAGUGAAACGACCGAGUUCCAUUCCGGGACACCCUUUGAU
Molecule: messenger RNA, 1874 nt
Organism: Anopheles darlingi
Lineage: Eukaryota; Metazoa; Arthropoda; Insecta; Diptera; Culicidae
Gene: calypso
Product: ubiquitin carboxyl-terminal hydrolase calypso
Exons: 1
Coding region: 278-1840 (520 amino acids)
Biological process (GO): ubiquitin-dependent protein catabolic process; protein deubiquitination
Cellular component (GO): cytoplasm
Molecular function (GO): cysteine-type deubiquitinase activity
Source: RefSeq, a predicted model, not a curated record